GUGAAAAUAGUUUUUUUAUUAGUUCAAAAUAAUUCUUUCUCAUAGUUCUCCUACAACUCAGGCGUCGUCCCCUUGUGGAAAAGAAGAAUGAAAAUCAAUCCUAAUUUAGUUUAAAAUUUUCAAGAAAAAAGAAAUCUUCCUUCAAAACCUCAGAGUUAAUUUAAGGUGUUUGGUUCACGUGUUAGAAUUCUGCGAACGACAAAACACAUCGUCGAUCGACUAGGAAUAUUUGGAGAGGAGUUGAUACAGUCAUCAUGAAGCAGCUCGAAGAAGAAUUCGGAAUGGAUCGCGCGAUUGAGAUUGAAACAGACGACGAAGAUGACGAGGCUGAGAGGGUUUGCCAUGACAAUGAAGACGACAACGAAUCCGACAUCACCGGCCUAUCACGAGUCCCUUCCUAUGAUCUCAUGGAUCCUGAUCCUGCCCCCUCUUGGCCUCAAAGUUACAGGCAGUCAAUGGACAUGUACACGAGCGUGACACCAUCAGUCAGCUUCAUCAGAGGCAGCUCUUUCUUGGUUCAGGCAGACAAGCGAUCACAGGCCCCAGAUAUUGAAUCCCCUUUGACGAAGCCCUUUCUUUCUGCGACCAAUUCAGACAGAGAAAUAGUUCCUACCUCGAUUCCUCCUAUAAAGCUGUCUUCUGUCUCUGUGUUUGGGGCUUCCAUCAGUGAACUGCCUCCGCCCCUGCAGCAAUGCUCGUAUGCACAAUCACUUCUCAAUGCCACAAAUGCUUUGUGUGGGAUUGGGAUUCUUUCAACCCCUUAUGCACUCAAGGAGGGAGGAUGGUUUGGUCUCUUGCUUCUCUUUAUGUUUGGAAUCAUUGCCUGUUAUACUGGGAUCUUGUUGAAGAGAUGUUUAGAAAGCUCAUCUCAGCUGCAAACUUACCCGGAUAUAGGACAGGCUGCUUUCGGAUUAGGUGGUAGAAUAUGCAUUGCUGUAAUCCUCUAUAUAGAGCUCUAUUCUUCAUGUGUGGAAUUCUUGAUCAUGAUGAGUGAUAACUUGUCUGCUACCUUCCCAAAUGCUCAAGUGCAUAUUGCUGGAAUCCAUCUCGACUCGUAUCAAAUAUGUGCCAUUGUUGCAACCCUUGUGAUUCUCCCAACAGUCUGGCUCAGAAACCUCAGCUUGCUCUCAUAUGUUUCAAUUGGUGGAGUAGUGACUCUUGCCCUUGUGGUCCUCUGCUUGUUGUGGGUUGGUGUGGUUUCGGAUAUAGGAUUCAAUCCUAGCGGAAAGGCCUUGAACUUCACACACUUGCCUAUCACCAUUGGUAUAUACAGCUUCUGCUAUGGUGGCCAUUCCGUCUUCCCAAACAUCUAUUCCUCCAUGGAGAACCCCUCUCAAUUCCCUUCUGUUCUCGCGAUUAGCUUUGCGAUCUCUGGUUCGCUCUACGCUGGCGUCGCAGUUUUGGGAUAUCUCAUGUUUGGCGAAGCCACGAAUCCUCAGUUCACACUAAACCUUCCCACCAGAUUAAUUGCUUCCAAGAUUGCGGGAUGGGCUGUGGUGGUAGCCCCUCUAACAAAGUUCGGCUUGUCAAUGACACCGGUGGCACUGGCCCUGGAGGAGCUGCUGCCCGCGGAUCAGCUUGCUUCCAACACCGCGCCUAUACUAAUCAGAACGACUUUGGUAGUCUCCACCUUGAUCGUUGCAUUGACAGUCCCUUACUUCGGAUCCAUGAUGGCACUUAUAGGCUCCUUCCUUAUUAUGCUAAUGUCUCUAGUCUUACCUUGUGCUUGCUACAUGAGAAUACAGAGCGGGAGAUUAACUAAAUUUCAGAUUACAAUAUGCUCCACGGUAAUGGGCGUGGGAGUUUUAUGUGCAGUAAUCGGUACGUAUUCAGCAGUGGCAACUAUGGGUACAUAACAAUGCCAUUUCCGACAUUCGUGUACUUAUUACACUGUAAAGAAGAAAAAAGAAACAGAAAUAGUUUUUUUUUAACUUUUUUUUUUUUUAAUUUCUGGGUGGCCUACCCAAUUUCCUUGACAUAUUACCAUGUUCAAAGGUCGACCAGACGAAGGACAUACAUUGCUUGAGAAAAUGGAAAUGUCUACAGCGAAAUCUUUUUUCAAUUUUAAUAUCAACCCACAUUCAUUGAA
Salvia miltiorrhiza (redroot sage) is the source of this 2089-nucleotide messenger RNA. Its product is annotated as amino acid transporter AVT1E-like. The transcript is spliced from 11 exons. Lineage: Eukaryota; Viridiplantae; Streptophyta; Magnoliopsida; Lamiales; Lamiaceae. Gene Ontology annotation, cellular component: plasma membrane. Bases 255 to 1856 code for a protein of 533 amino acids. The record is from RefSeq and is a predicted model, not a curated record.